Molecule: messenger RNA, 1784 nt
Organism: Aspergillus sclerotioniger CBS 115572
Lineage: Eukaryota; Fungi; Ascomycota; Eurotiomycetes; Eurotiales; Aspergillaceae
Product: E3 ubiquitin-protein ligase RNF103
Exons: 2
Coding region: 1-1284 (427 amino acids)
Source: RefSeq, a predicted model, not a curated record
AUGUCCCCAUCAACAACCACGGGCUCCCCUUCCAGUGCCACUAGUACAGAUCAUAAUGGAAACAACAGCAGCUCAAGCCCUACCAGCUCGCCACUUCUUUUCUUUGUCGCCCUUGGAUUUGGUGUCGUCUUCACCAAUCUAUGGAUCAUCGUGGGGGUAAAAUAUUGUUUUCGGUAUAACCAACGCAAUCGUCAAUUACGCGACCAGGAGACAGGCGAGCCCAUAGAUCUGGUGACGAUGCCUCGAACACACCGAAGACGCAGAGAAAAGAAACUGAUGAGCAUGGAUGACGUUAACGAGAGAUUUCCACUCAUCAAGUAUAAAGCCUGGAGAUCCUCGCGUGAGAAUAAAGGUCUCUCUACGGCAGGUGGGAUCUCAGCGCCGAAUAGCAGGCCAUCGAGUUUAAAAAGCGACAACUACGUACUGUCUGCCUGUCUUGGUGCACCUUCGUCCAUGACAACGUCGCCACUCAAAGGCCAUCAGCGGGUUGACUCCACUACGUCGCAGGUUUCUGUACCGCUUGAACACCUGGACUCAACGCCACCGCAAUGCGAAGAGAAGAGCCUGGGGCAUUCCGAACCUGAUCCUGCAGUCUCAGGAGUAAACGACAACGCGGAUCAUUUAAUCGUUGACCAGCUCCGUAACCACGUUCUCAACCAUACCAUCGUAGAGGAAGUUGGAGACCUUGACCACCAUAUUCGCACGGCAGUACCUGCCGAUCUCCUCACAAAUCCAGGUGAUACUUGCGCUAUUUGUCUCGAUACAAUUGAGGAUGAAGAUGAUAUACGAGGGCUUACUUGUGGGCAUGCUUUCCAUGCCUCCUGUGUUGAUCCAUGGUUGACAAGCCGACGAGCUUGUUGUCCCCUAUGCAAGGCAGACUACUAUGUCCCGAAACCUCGUGUGGAAACUUCUGCAUCACUUCCUAGCUCAGAACGUCCUGGUCGACGUAUAGCUCCAAGCCCGCCACAAGCUGUCUUCAUAGGUGGCAGAGUGAAUCUUCUUCGGUCUGCAUCAGUCUUCCCGGAGCGGCGUGUGCAGCGAGAGUCCCCAACCAGCAGAGUGGGACUCUCUCGGUUGCGCGUUUGGGGGGCACCUCAUUCCGACGACCAGCCUACUUCUGUUGUGGCUGACCCGCCACCUGAACAGUCUGAUGGCAGGAAUCGGAGGCUAGGGCUGUUCUCCGUCCGCCCUUUUGAUCUGAACUUUGGGUUUCGUGGAUACCGUUCCUCAGGAAGGAACGAUAGUCGAACCCUUGGCCAGCUUGAAGCCGGGUCUCCUAUUUGAUCUUCUUUCUCUCUUAACUAAUUGUUGGAGACAACUGACUGGUCUUUUUCAAGUCUCUGUCUAUCAUGCCUCUCGACAUCUGGAAUGCCGACAGGGGUAUCAUUGUCAUUGUUUUUGGGCAGUAUGCAAGACACGCCCGCCACUUUGUACAGUACCUUGAUGCUUCAACUUUUCAGGCACUCACUCAGCCUUCCUUACCUCUUGGUUGAGAGCAUAUGGGUUUCCCUCUUGCUGUAAUGGAUUAAAUCUUCUGGACUUUUGGAUGCAGGUUAUGGCGUUUGUGGCAGAUAAUCGGAUCUAUGUCAGACACCAAGGUGGUAGCGAAACGGGGAUUAUUUGCCUUUUAGCGGGAAAUGCGUACGAAUAUAAACUAUGGAUAUCUUGUGCGUUGCAUAUUUUGCAUAUAUCAGAAAUAAGCCAUGAUUACCACUGUCUUCAUCAAUGCUGAGUUUCGUGGUUGCAACUUGUUAGCCGGUUUGUGUCUGAAGUUACUCCUUUGC